GAGAACGAGUCAGGGGGCAAAGGGCGAGUUUGUGGGGGCUACAAAGCCCCCACGAACUCGCUCGGGGCUCCGCCUCUUGUGAUAGGAAGCGUCUGUUAAAUAGUCCCGGCCAUUCAGCGUUUCCGCCUAACUUGUCGCAAAGUUUUUCUAGAGAAGUCAGUCCUUUGACUCGGCGCUCUUGCAGCUUGCCAGAGCUAAUCUUCAGCGUUUUAGCCUGGGCUUGCUUUACGUCGGGGCUUUUUGAACUCCGCACUCUACCACAGUCCAGGAGCUGGAGCGGGAACGCGGCCCAGUGUGCCUCCGCACGCCCGAGGGGUAGCAGAACCCCGGAGGAAGGGGCGGAUCGGGCGCGGUGUUUGGGACGGAGCGGGGCGCGCGGCGCUCGAAGCACUUACUCGGCGCGUUCCGGGACUGGUGGAGACUGCAUGGGUACCCCUCAGACUGCACCCUUCGAGCUGUAGGUUCGCAGGCCCAAGGCAGCCGGACUCGACGGCUCCCCAUUUGGUAAAAGACUUGGACCUUUCGCAGUUUCCUUCAGUACUCUACUAAAAGUUUUUGGCAAAACACUAUAAACAAAAGAAAAGAGUUAAAGUUGAAAAUUUUCUUAAUUAUCUUAUCCCAGAUAUCAUCUCUCCUUUUGAUCACUGUUCCUGAUUGUGGCUUUAUCCAAGCAUUAAAUUGUGUGCCUUUUGUUCCUUGAAGAAAGAGCUGGUGCUAGCAACUCUCAAUUCCGUCUCGUCUCUGGACCCAGCUCAAAGCUCUGGAUUUGUUCUCGUCCCAUACCUGAGCUGGAGCCUUGUGUCACCCCAAAGUGCUUCAUGCAGUCUUCCUCUCAAGCCCUCACUUCUCUCCCAAGAUGAGAAAACUGAGGUGCAGAGAAGUCAAACCUUGCCCAGUGUCACAGAGCAGAGCCGAAAGUAAAGCUUGUAUUUCCUGAGGUCCAGAUUAGUGUUAUUUCUACUUCAGACUUAAUUUUUGGUGAGUUAAUGUGGGGAAAAUCCUGGUAUUCUGAAGAUGUUGCGGCACAGUAUUGUUUCCUGUUCAAAUUACAAGUAACUUCAAGAAUUUUCAGGAAAAAAAGAAUUGAGAUUGUUUUGUUUUAUUUUUAAAUCAUGCCAUCUGAACAGAAACAUUUAUUUUUUGAUGAAAAACAAAAUACUUUAAAAAAAGAUUAUGAUGUGAAAAAUGAGGUAGUUGAUAGUCUCGGAUCAAAAAUUUCAGAACCAAAAUUUCAGAACCAACUUAAACCAAACAUUUCAGAAAGCAGUUUUCAUUAUGGAUUAAAAAAUUUGAAAAUUGUUUUGCCGAAGAUAAAUAUUCCAAAUGAAGUCUUAUUGAAACAUGAAGUUGACAAAUACAGAAAAUUAUUUCAGCAUAAGCCACAGACUGCAAGAAAAUCUAUCAAUGUAAAGACUGUAAGCUCUGUAGAAGAGUGUAUGUUGCUUCAUCAGUCUGAGAGAGUUGACGAAGGUAUAAAAAUGUCUGCAAAAAUACUCAAUUUCAAUUGUUUAAAGUGCCGAGAUAGCACCCGGUAUAGCCCAAAUGAUUUGCAGAAACACUUUCAAAUGUGGCACCAUGGUGAAUUACCUUCCUAUCCUUGUGAGAUGUGCAGUUUUUCAGCAAAUGACUUCCAGGUAUUUAAACAACACAGACGAACUCAUAGAAUCACUUUAGUAAAAUGUGACAUUUGUAACAAUGAGAAUUUAUAUACUUUAUUAGACUUAACAAAGCAUUUUUCAUCCACACAUUGUGUAAAUGGUACUUUUCAGUGUGAAAAGUGUGAGUUCUCCACCCAGGAUGUUGGCACAUUUGUUCAGCAUAUCCAUAGACACAACGAAAUCCUUUAUAAAUGUGGUAAAUGCCAUUAUAUAUGUUUAACCAAAGGAGAGCUUCAGAAGCACCUUUAUAUUCAUUCUGGUACAUUUCCCUUCACUUGUCAAUAUUGUAGCUAUGGUGCUACCAGGAGAGAGCACCUUGUAAGACAUGUUAUAACUUUGCACAAAGAACAUUUAUAUGCGAAAGAAAAACUGGAAAAGGACAAAUAUGAAAAAAGGAUGGUGAAGUCUUCGGCAGGACUUAAACUAAUACUGAAAAGAUACAAGAUAGGUGCAUCAAGGAAGACAUUCUGGAGACGCAAGAAAGUCAACAAUGUAAGUGACAGAAGUAUAGAAAAAAAUACUCAAGUGCUUAAAAAAGUGAACAGAACACAGGCUACAUCUGAAGACCCAAGCCAUCUUGUUCAGGAACAUGUAAAUGAAGAAAAGCAUGAAAGACUAUACUGUGAGAAUAAUGAUAAACCUGCUGAGUCAGAGUUGGAAAAACCAACUCUUCUGUCCACUGGACAAUGUAAUGGAGCUCAAGAGGGAUCAAAUUCUACUUCAGGUUUCUUGAAGACUGCUGUACAAGGACCUACAGUGUUAAUGGUAAAAAACAACAGAAUAACAAUUCCUGCUAACUACAGCGCUAAGUUUAUGGGCUUCAAGAUGGUGGAUGGAAGACAGCAUAUUGUAAUAAAACUGUUGCCUACCACUAAACAGAAUUCAUGUGUACCAGGCUCACAGUCAGGUGCUGCAAGGGACAGUACUGCAGUUCUGCAGCACCAGACUUUGGAUGCCGCUGCAUUUUUAACAGGAGUACCAGCUGAGUUAAAUGACACAGUUUGCAUGAAAGCAGCUCCUCCAUUUUCAUCUUCAUCUCCUGUACUUUCAGGGAAAGUAAUUUCAGAAAAAGAAAUAGCUUUGCUAACUCAGACAAGUAAUAUUAUUCCAGCAGUGGAUGAUGAAAAAGGUGUAUCUCCUUCACCAGUAGAGUCAGACUUGAUUACAGCAUCAGUGAAUUUGACCACAAAAGUAGAAACAAGAGAUAAUGUUGACUUAUGGGGCAGUCAUAUUACUCAGUGUCACCCUGAGGAGUUAAGUACUACAGUUAAAAGUCCAGAUAAAGUCAGCUGUACUGCCAAACCAAAUUCAUACAACAGUGGAGAUAUGCAUAAUUAUUGCAUUAAUUAUAUCAACUCUGAGUUACCUGUUGAAUCUUCCAGUCAAGGAUCAUUACCUUUUCAUAAUUACUCAAAAGUGAAUAAUUCUAAUAAACGUCGUAGGUUUUCAGGAACAGCAAUGUGUGAAAACCCUCAAAGAGAAUCUUCAUCCAGCAAGACAGUUUUAAGUGAGUCAGUUUUAUCAUCAGUGAAGAAGGAGAGCUCAAACCCAGAUAGCCGGUUAGCAUCUAUUAGUCUUUUAAAUAGUAAAGAUGGAACUUUAAAAACACAAGCUGAAAUCGAAGAACAGUGUGUUUUAGAAAAAGGACAGAACAUUGAUGGACAAAACCUAUACACUAAUGAAAAUAAAAGUUUAGAGAGCAUGACUGAAAAGCCUAAAUGGGAUGGCAUUUCUAAUGUUGAGUCACCUAUGAUGCCUAGGAUCACAUCUGUUUUCUCACUCCAGAGCCAGCAGGCAUCAGAACUUUUGCCACCUGAACUAAACCAGUUACUUCUAGAUGUAUUAAAAGCAAAACCUGAUGUGAAACAAGACUCUAGUAACAUUCCAGAUAAAGAUGUUCCGCUUCAGUGUGCCCAGUCUUUUCAGGAACAUGGGGGAGAAAACAAAAUAGUUGAAUCUUCAAAAGACUUGAAGGUACAAGGCCUUUUCCCGAUUCCGUCUGGUAGUAUGGGGACUAGUAUGCCUACAGAUGAUCUGAAUUUACACUGUAGUGGAAAAGAAAAGCAAAUGCUGUCACAGGAUGUGAGAGAGUCAGAGAAGACCCCUAGAAGUUUCGGUUUUGGCACAUUGCCUAAGACUCAGUCAGAUGCAAUAAUUACACAGCAGCUCGUCAAAGACAAACUACGAGCCACAACACAUUCUUUCUAUGUGCAUAAUCCACUAAAUUCAGAACCAAAAAAGGCUAUAUUUGUUCAGACUCCAAAAUGCUUUUUGGUACCCAUGCACUUUACUAAUAAGCCUAGAUUCCAUGUUUCAAGAAGACCGUUGGUUAAUACACAAGGUAUCCCUGCUCCUCUCCUUUUAAACAAGAAACCGGGGAUGAUUUUAACAUUUAAUAAUGGGAAACUUGAAGGUGUUUCUGCUGUCAAAACUGAGAGUGCUCAAGCUUGUGGAACUACAACUAAGGAACCUUGCAGAGCACCUUUCUUAAAAGUAGAACAAAACAGGAAUUGUCUGACCCCUGCACUUUGUUCCAGCAUUGGCAGCUGUGUGAGCAUGAAAAGUAGCCCAGAAAAUACUUUGUCAUUUAAAGGCCCUUAUAUUAUUAAAACGCCAGCAAAUUCUUCAGUGAAAGCUGUUCCUACUCAUAUAAUACCUGAGCAUCAGGGCACUAAGUUGAAUAUCUCCGAUUCAGUAAAACCACAGAACAAGAUUUUUCCAAAACCACCUCUUUAUACCUUUUUGCCUGAUGGCAAACAAGCUGUUUUUUUAAAGUGUGUGAUGCCAAAUAAGACUGAGCUGCUUAAACCUAAAUUAGUCCAAAAUAGUACUUGCUUGAAAAAUAUACAGCCAAAGAAACCUGAAGGAACACCACAAAAAAUAUUGCUGAAAAUUUUUAACCCUGUUUUAAAUGUGACUGCUGCUAGUAAUCUGUCAGUAAGCAACACUGGAUCCUCAUUGCAGAAAGACAGUGUACCAUCUAACCAGACUACAGGACAGCAGAAAGAGCCAGAAUCUUCUAGAGAUGCCUUACCCUGCUUACUAGAUGAUAUGAUGCCAGCAAACGAAAUUGUGAUAACUUCUACUGCAACAUGCCCAGAAUCUUCUGAGGAACCAGUAUGUAUCACCGACCAUUCAGAGGCCAGGGCAUUAAGGUGUAAAACAAAUUGUACAAUUGAGAGAAACUUCAAUAAGAAAAACACUUCGAAAAGAAAAGUUUCAAGAAUAAAAAGUCAUGUAAGAAGUCAAGAUUCUGAAACUGCUUUUGUAUCUAGAAGCAGAAACUGUAAACGCAAGUGUAGAGAUAGUUACCAAGAACCUCCAAGAAAAAAAGCCUUACACAGAAAGUGUAAAGAAAAAGCAAAGCCUGAAAGUAUCCCUGAAUCAUUUGAAUUCAACAGACCUAGGCUUUCAAAAGAUACAGUCAGAACUCUGCGGCUUUUCCCCUUUAGUUCCAAACAGCUUGUGAAAUGUCCUCGGAGAAACCAACCAGUUGUAGUUUUGAAUCAUCCUGAUGCAGAUUCCCCAGAAGUAGUAAAUGUAAUGAAAACUGUUGCUAAAUUUAAUGGACGCGUUCUUAAGGUUUCAUUAUCGAAAAGAACUAUGGAUGCUUUACUGAAACCGGUUUGUUGUAACCCUUCUGAAACAACUUAUGACGAUUUUCCUAAGAGGCACAAAACAUUUAAACCUGUUAGUUCUGUGAAGGAAAGAUUUGUGCUAAAGUUAACUCUCAAAAAGACAAGCAAAAACAAUUACCAGAUUGUGAAAACUACCUCUGAAAAUAUUCUGAAGGCUAAAUUUAACUGUUGGUUUUGCGGUAGAGUAUUUGACAAUCAGGAUGCUUGGGCUGGUCAUGGACAGAGGCAUUUAAUGGAAGCUACUCGUGAUUGGAACAUGUUAGAAUAAUUACCAAGGAAAAGUAAAAUUACCUUAGAAGAAAAUAGUGAGUUGGGUUACUCCAUGCAGACAUUUUUUUACUUCAAUAUAGCACCAAAAUUAAACAUUUAAAAGUUAGCUGUAUUUCAUGGAUGAGCAAAAGUUUCAGUGUUGCAUUUGAAAAUGCACAUUAGUUGCAUCACUGCACAUUAGUUUUGAAAGAAACUAAUCACAGAUUUACCUUGAUUUAAUUUUUUUAAAUAUGUGUUUUUGGGAAGUUAAGGCUAAAGAAAAGUAUGGUGAAACAGUUUUCCCAGUUUAGUGACUGUUAGUAAAGAGAAUAGCAGCUGACAGCCCCAUUCCCUCUCUUCCACUAGCCUUAUGAAUCUUGAUAACUAUAGCUCCUCUGAAAAGGUUGAGAGCUCUUUCACUAUGCAACCGAAGGAGUUUCUCGUCGUUCAUGAAGAUACUCUAAGAGAGCUUAGGUAAAGAACUUACUCUCCUCUGCAAGAUGUAGUUCUUUUGAAGGUAACUAGGCUCCAUUGAGAGUACAUUUAACUCACUACAAUUACACCUCAUAUGAUGCUUGGUAAAAGUUUUUGAAGAGUAGGUCUUUUUUCCUUGUAAGCUGUCUCACACGUCAUUGAGUGGAACACCUUUCCAAGGAGAUUUUCUUUUUCUAAAUGGCGCUCAUGUUGCAGUAGAUGGGCAGUCUUGAGAGAAGAAUUAACCUCUCUUCAUCUAGUUUGAAGUUCAUUUAAAGAACUUGAAUAUUUUUCUGAAUUUGAUUAUACUCACUUUUGGCGUUCCUUUGAUUUAAGUUGUUUGUCCCAUAAUAAACCAAGUGGCCAAUUUUUUUCUUGGUUGCCAUCCCUUUAAAAAGAGUGAAACGUAGAAGCACUUCCAAGGGAAUGGCUUUUCUCAAAAAUUAAAAAUUACUCCUCAGAAACAAUAUUUUGAAGCAAGAUUAACAAAGUAAAUCAUACUUGUGUGUUUAUUAUUAGUGUCUGAAUAUGUCCAAUUGGGACAAACCAUUUUUUGUUAGCAGCGUUUCAGUAUGACUGACAACCCAAAGCAGAUUAUGUACUGGUUGUUUGCAGUUGGAAAUGAAGAAGCAUUAAUAGUGGACUCAGUGACAAUGCAUAAAACUUCAGGACAGUGUCUGAAGGGAUAUGCCAACAGGUAGAAUUUUAAAAAGGAAUGUUUUCAUGACAACAGAAUCAUUGAUUUAAACUUCUCACUUUGUAAGUUUGGGUCAAAUGUUGUUGGAUCAUUGGAUACUGGGGUUCUUGUAUUAAAAAAUUACUAUAUAAUUUUUGUUACAUUGUUACUACAAGUGUUAUGAUGUUUUUCAUUGAUUGAAUGAAAACUUCAGGGCUUCUCUUCUGUAUAUAACAAAGAAUUUAAACCUGUACAUAUUUUUGUACCUUUCAGUUAUGUAAAUUUUGCACAGAAAGUUUUUGAGAUAAAAAGUUUAUUUUCUUUCAAUUUAGUUCUGUGCAUGCACUAAUAAAACUCAUUGUUUAAUUUAAAAGGAGUAUAUAAGACUUUACCCAUGUUAUUUUGGGGGGUUUUAUUUCAGAUGUAUAAUUUUUUUUUAUAUAUAAAUUCAGUUUUCAGGGAUUGAACACUAUUGUUAGCAAGUGCCUAAAAGAUGUGAAACAGUUUACAUAUGUCAACUGUAACAUUAGGUCCCAAAUGGGCCUUUUUCCCCAAUAGUUUUAUUUUAAAGAAAGCCAUACAUAGACGCUUCAAGCUAUCUUGCUAUGCACAUUAUACAUGUACUGUUUUUGUGCAGUUUGUCUACUUUCUUAGAAGUGAAGUAUUUUUUGUAUAAAACCUGUUACAAUUGUGUUUCUUAAAUUGAGCCUAAGAAUGGAGUUGGUUGAAAAUAUACAAUAUAUAUUAAUAAUGUGUAUGGUGUUUAAAGACUGGUAAGCGUUGUUAAUUUCUGUAACAAAUGUUUUUUCCAUUAAAUUUAUCUUAAGUUUGUGUUUA
Molecule: messenger RNA, 7532 nt
Organism: Bubalus bubalis (water buffalo)
Lineage: Eukaryota; Metazoa; Chordata; Mammalia; Artiodactyla; Bovidae
Gene: ZNF518A
Product: zinc finger protein 518A
Exons: 6
Coding region: 1113-5564 (1483 amino acids)
Biological process (GO): regulation of transcription by RNA polymerase II
Cellular component (GO): nucleus
Molecular function (GO): DNA-binding transcription factor activity, RNA polymerase II-specific; RNA polymerase II transcription regulatory region sequence-specific DNA binding
Source: RefSeq, a predicted model, not a curated record